ACCUUAUUUUCUAGAAAGAACUUGAUUUCCCCACAGUGUUCUCGUGCAUAGUGGUAAGAUUUAAUUUAAUUACACUUUUGUAAAACAUGAUAUCGAGUUUAUUUCAAUGUGUAGAUAUGAUUCAAUAUUUUCUAAAUUGAAUGAAAACUUGAAUGUAUUCGUUUAAUUGACGAAAAUAAUUUAAAUCGUGAAACGAAUUCAUUUUUUUUAUCUGGACACACCCCCGUUUCUGCCAGUAAGUGGUAUGAUCGGCAGUAUAAAAAGUGGGCGCGGCGUGGCCGACGGAAGCUCACAGGCGGUUUUAUCAGGACUGGCGUGAUUUCGCGACAUUGUUGUGCUCAGUAGUUUCUAAAAAUUGCUAAAAUGGAGUGGACCCCGAUGGAAAUCAACCCUGAGAUGCUGAACAAGAUUAUGAGCAAACUCGGCGUUGGUGACAGCUGGCGCUUUGUUGAUGUGCUGGGAUUGGAGGGCGAGCAACUUUCUGCUGUGCCAAAACCAUGCUGUGCCUUGAUGCUGCUCUUCCCACUCACACAACAGCAUGAAUCUUUCAGAGCCCAGCAGGCGGACAAGGUCGACGGUGGAUCUGAGGUUUAUUUCUUAAAGCAGAAAGCGGUCAACUCUUGUGGCACCAUUGCCCUGCUGCACGCUGUGGCCAACAAUAAAGACAAACUGGCGUUUGAUGGUGGAUCUGCCUUAAAGAAAUUUCUAGAAGAGACUGCAAACAUGUCUCCUGAUGACCGAGCCAAACAUCUGGAAGAGAACAAAGCAAUCUAUGACGCUCACAAUGAAGUUGCUAUGCAGGGACAAUGCCGGCCGGAGGCCGACAAGAUCAACUUCCACUUUAUUGCUUUCAUAAAUGCCAAUGGAAAUCUUUAUGAAUGUGGUAAGCAUGUGUUCAACUUUUUCAAAGAUGCAGCCAAAGUGUGCCGUGGAUUCAUGGAAAGGGAGAAAGAUGAAGUUCGCUUUUCUGCCGUGGCGCUCUGCCAGAAUUAAAUCUAUACAAACACAAAUUGUAAAGCGAUGUUCUUCAGGCUUCUUAUGGUAACACAAAGUGCCCCACUGAUCUAUGUAUGACAUGCAUUUGAAUUCAAUACACUAUAAAAAAACGUGGUUAUCUUUCUGAGCUCAGUGAACAGUCACAUACUUACUCUGCUGUUUUUUGUUUUUGUUCCGUCAAUAAAGACCCUCUUAGACUAUUGGAUUAAAAAAAUCCACAUUUUUGAGUAAACUUUUCCUGUUGCUUUAAUACCAAAGUGACAUUUGUGGGAUAAAUAAUCUUAAAGGAAAUGAGUCAAACUUGAGAAUGUGCUCAAUAGUGGCAUCUAGUUUUUGAAAUGUUUGAAAAGAUUUCAGCUUUUCAUGUAAACUGCACUUUGUCAGAAAGAUGAUUAUCUGGAGAUUUUUUUUUUUUCUCUAAAGAGCACUGCCAAAAAAUGCCAUAAAUGUACAAUUUGGGCUCUGUUCCUUCUCUUAUUCUGUAUUCUUUCACAUAUAGGCUGUGUUCAAACUGUUAGCCUCUGUGCACUUUACCAACUUCAUUCUAUGUUAUUGUUGAUUCACAUAGCUGCAAUGGAAUUCAAUAAAACGAGUGGAAACAUUUA
This is a messenger RNA of Oryzias melastigma (Indian medaka), 1601 nucleotides long. It is a transcript of the gene uchl1, whose product is annotated as ubiquitin carboxyl-terminal esterase L1 (ubiquitin thiolesterase). Gene Ontology annotation, cellular component: cytoplasm. Lineage: Eukaryota; Metazoa; Chordata; Actinopteri; Beloniformes; Adrianichthyidae. The coding region runs from base 364 to 993 and encodes 209 amino acids. Gene Ontology annotation, biological process: protein deubiquitination; ubiquitin-dependent protein catabolic process. The record is from RefSeq and is a predicted model, not a curated record. Gene Ontology annotation, molecular function: cysteine-type deubiquitinase activity. The transcript has 8 exons.